AGGAAGAAGGCAAGAUGGCGGACCGGGUGCAGCGUAUUUUCUGAGCUCCGUCUUUUUGUCCUAAUUUUACACAUACUUUAAAAUCCACCUCAAUUCUAUGUGAUCGUAUGAAUCUCUAAUACAUCAUACCGACGCUUUAACCAUACAGUGCUCCGGAAAUUGCAGCAUGAAGACGAACAAGAAGCUCUCUUCAGCCCGCAGUAGCUCGGAGAUUUACGGUCAUGAUGAUGCUAAGAUGGAGGUCUCUACCGAGAGCUCCAAAAGAAAAGAGCCUUUCUCUCCAGCGAAGAACCCACCAGCAACUAAAAAGAAGGACACUGGGUCAGAGGAAGAUGUCCAGCAGCUGUUGGUGAGUAAAGAAGAGCUUCCACCUGAGCAGCAGGAGUGGAGCCACAUUCUGGACCAGGAGGACACUAAGCCCCAACACAUUAAAGAAGAACAUGAGGAACUGUGGAUCAGUCAGGAGGAAGAACAGCUUCAAGGACUGGAGGAGGCUGAUACCACCAAGUUCCCCUUCACUCCUUUUUCUGUGAAGAGUGAAGAUGAUGAAGAGAAACCUCAGUCCUCACAGCUUCAUCAGAGACAAACUGAACAGAUGGAAACAGGAGCAGAAUCAGAGAGAGACUCAGAUCCAGAGAGACGUUUACAACCAGAGACUGAGGUCGAGAUAGAAGACUCUGAUGAACCUGAGACUGAUGACAGUGAUGAUUGGCAAGAGACAGGAGAAGAUUUGUCAGAAUUAAACCUGAAAAUUAAGAAACUAAAGACUGGUAAGAGACCACACAGGUGCUCGGAGUAUGGUAAAAGAUUUAACCGAAAAGGGACUCUGACCAGACACAUGUUGGUUCACGCCGGAGAGAAACCCUUCAGCUGCUCUGUUUGCUGUAAAAGCUUUACCCAUAGACAAAGUCUGACCAGACACAUGUUAGUUCAUACAGGAGAGAAAGCUUUCAGAUGCUCUGUUUGCAGUAAAAGCUUUACCUUAAGACAACAUCUGACCACACACAUGUUAGUUCAUACAGGAGAGAAAGCUUUUAGAUGCUCUGUUUGCAGUAAAAGCUUUACCCAAAGAGGAAAUCUAACCAAACACAUGGUGAUUCACACUGGAGAGAAACCCUUCAGCUGCUCUGUUUGCAGUAAAAGCUUUACCCGAAGAGGAAGUCUGACCACACACAUGUUAGUUCAUACAGGAGAGAAAGCUUUCAGAUGCUCUGUUUGCAGUAAAAGCUUUACCCAAAGAGAACAUCUGACCACACACAUGUUAGUUCAUACAGGAGAGAAAGCUUUUAGAUGCUCUGUUUGCAGUAAAAGCUUUACCCAAAGAGGAAAUCUAACCAAACACAUGGGGAUUCACACUGGAGAGAAACCCUUCAGCUGCUCUGAGUGUGGUAAAAGGUUUAGUUCUAAGGGAAAUCUUACCAAACACAUGAUGAUUCACACAGGAGAGAAAUGCUAAUCCUUUGCAAUGUUAAAACUGAUCAAAAGGAUUCUAAGUUAACAACAUCACUAAUGUGUAUUCAUAAGUAUGUAUUGACUAACAGAUGUAUAACUGUUGUUAUAAAGGGAUAUAAGACAAUUCUAUUCACAGGAAACAUUCUGUACUUUUUUGACAUUGAUGUUUUGUUGCUGACAUGAACCAGUAAGUUGGGAUCAGCUAUGACGUUUAAAUUUAAAGUGUUUAUAUUGUUGAAAGAUCAGAAAGAGUUAUGCAAUUGUUGAAUUUGUUUUUAUCAUAUAUGUACUUUUUAUGUUCAUUAUAAUUUAAUCAAUUUAUGAUGUACUUAAUAUAUUUACUUUUUCUUCUAUUAUCACUUAAUCUUUUCAUCAUAUUCAUUCAUAUGUCAUAUAGUCGCUACGACUUUUGGUUUUUGGCUUUUAUAUUUCCUGUCAAUCCUACGCACCUGUGAGGUCAGGAUAAGUGUGCCAUACUUUGAGCAAAACCACAUACGAGCUCGUAGGCAUAUAGUGUUUCUGCGUAUCUGCCUGGUUCACGGUCUUCGAGCUAAAACCACAUAUGAACUUAGUAUCACCUGUGUUACCUUGUAUGCUUUGACAUCAAAACCACAUAUGAACUUAGUAUGACCUGUGGAUGUAUCUCGUUUCUGCGAAUAUGCAUUGUUGAUGUUUUACAGAAUCUUGGAAAAAAGAGACCGUCUGGCUAUAAAAACGCAGUGGAAAAGCUGAUCGGGGUUCUUUUUUACUUUUCUAAAGGACUCCAUGUCACUCUGACUUUUGAAUCCCCAUUUUGGGACUUAGUCUGAGACCAAGAUCUUUUAAAACCUCAAGUGUCUACACUGUGUCUACACUCUCAGGUUUAGACUCUUGUCUUUGUGUUUUGCUUUUCUUUUUACAUUUUUAUAUUUUUACUUUUACUGUUUUGUAUUUGCAUUUGGAAUAUCAUUUGAAGUUUUUUAAUACAUUUUCGGAAACGUUUUGAAAUAAUUUUCUGACUGAAAUUAUUCACACCACAAAGACCGGAGUCUCCCUUAAGGACCCUGUGAACCUCGGAAGGUAAGCUUGAGCAGUCACACCACGGCACACUUCUACUGACUUUUACUACACACCUCACACACACCUAACAUCCUAGCGGGGAGAGAUUAGUUAUUCCCUCUCCGGGGGGUAAUCUAGAGUCCUAUACCAGGGGUUAUUCUUGAAUCUAAUUAUUCUAGAAAUGAAUGUUAGGCAGAUAAUCCUAGGGCUGUGAUUAUAACAAGUCCUCUGUCCUCCAAAGGGUGUUAGCGGAGUAAUUUUACAUAGCUCCAGGUACUAGGAAAGAGUAGACUAGCGGCUGGUAGGGAGUGAGCUCUCACUUAGUUCUAGGAAAGAGUAGUCUAGUUAACUAAUGGGUGGUGAGCUUCUGUUAGCUAUAGUAAAGUUAUUCACCCAUUUUUUGCAUGUCCAGGACAUGCUACAAUAUGAAACAGUUACAGUGUAAGGACUCUUCUUCUCUCCUGAUAUAUUCUCUUCUUUCUGUCACUGUUUCCUUGGAGGCCUCUGUGUUGGGUAGCACAAGUUCUUCAAACAGCUUGUGUAACUGUAGCAGCCCUCGACCAAGACAACAUAUGAGGAAGGGUGGAGUUCGACUGAUGCAAUUUAUUUAUUUCUUUUCGAGCACCAUGAAACUAGAAUAA
Labrus mixtus (cuckoo wrasse) is the source of this 3131-nucleotide messenger RNA. RefSeq names its product gastrula zinc finger protein XlCGF57.1-like. The coding region runs from base 167 to 1456 and encodes 429 amino acids. The record is from RefSeq and is a predicted model, not a curated record. Lineage: Eukaryota; Metazoa; Chordata; Actinopteri; Labriformes; Labridae. Gene Ontology annotation, molecular function: RNA polymerase II cis-regulatory region sequence-specific DNA binding; DNA-binding transcription factor activity, RNA polymerase II-specific. The transcript has 2 exons. Gene Ontology annotation, biological process: regulation of transcription by RNA polymerase II.